Spinacia oleracea (spinach) is the source of this 1849-nucleotide messenger RNA. RefSeq lists its product as uncharacterized. The transcript has 10 exons. Gene Ontology annotation, molecular function: protein binding. Lineage: Eukaryota; Viridiplantae; Streptophyta; Magnoliopsida; Caryophyllales; Amaranthaceae. The coding region runs from base 139 to 1458 and encodes 439 amino acids. The record is from RefSeq and is a predicted model, not a curated record.
GUUUAAUCCCUUGGACCAAAUUAUUUUGUUUAGUUCCAUUCGAACCUAAAUUAACACCGAGGUAUCUAACCAAAUCAAACUCCGUAGUUAGUUUGCCUUAAUCAUAUCUUCUACCUCUACCGACGGAACGCCGGAGAAAUGGAUCCCUUACUUCCGAUCAUACUCCUGUCGACGAUUCUGGCAGCAAUCAUAGCGUUUCUCAUUUUCGGAAAUUAUUUCAUGAAGCAGAAAUCUGAAGUUGAAGCACUUGCGAAAGGUGAGCCUCUCAAUGACGCCAAUUCCAAGAAGUCUUCAAAACCUACUGCUUCAAAAAAAUCUCAAUUGAAACAUCAUUUUCAUGCCGCUGAUAAGGAACAAAAUAAGAAGCAUCAUCCUUUGGAUUUGAACACGUUGAAAGGUCACGGUGAUUCGGUUGGCGGUCUGUGUUUUUCAUCAGACGGGAAGAAUUUGGUCACAGCCUGUGCAGAUGGCGUGGUCCGAGUUUUUAGGCUGGAUGAUGUUUCUAAUAAAAGUUUCAAAUUCUUGCGUAUUAACAUGCCAGCUGGAAACCAUCCAUUAGCCGUUUCAUUCUUAGAAGAUGAUUCAUCAUUUGUCGUAGCUACUCAAACUCUCUCGGGAUCAUCACUUUACAUGUAUGCAGAAGAAAAUGGCAAGCCUUCAAGUGAAAGAAAAGAGCAAGCCAAGCUUCCUCUUCCUGAAAUAAAGUGGGAACACUCCAAUAUACAUGACAAAAAUGGUAUAUUGAACAUGUUUGGAACUACUGCAAGCUAUGGCAGUGCUGAUGGAAGCACUGUUAUAGCAUCCUGUUCAGAAGCAACUGAAAUUAAACUUUGGCAUGGAAAAACCGGAAAGCUAUUGGGAACAGUUGAUACUAAUCAGCUGAAAAACCACAUGGCUGCCAUAACUCCAAAUGGGCGCUUUAUGGCGGCUGCAGCAUUUACUGCUGAUGUUAAGAUCUGGGAGAUCAUUUACUCGAAGGAUGGUUUUGUCAAGGAAGUUAACAAGGCUAUGCAACUUAAAGGGCACAAGAGUGCAGUAACUUGCCUAUGUUUUACUCCGAACUCAGAUCAAGUGAUAACAGCAUCCAAGGAUGGCACCUUGAAAGUAUGGAAUAUUAACGUUCGCUAUCAUAUGGACGAGGAUCCCAAGAUUCUGAGAGGAUUUCCAAUUCCUCUUCAUGAUUCAAAAGGUGCAUCCUUGCAUUAUGACCAUCUCAGUUUAUCUCCUGAUGGGAAGAUACUUGCUGCAACUCAUGGUUCCACUUUGCAAUGGCUAUGUGCUGAGACCGGAAAGGUUUUGGAUACUGCUGAGAAGGCUCACGAUGGCGAUAUCACAUGGAUUACUUGGUCUCCCAAGAUCCUUCCUGUUGGGAACUCAGAAUCCUUCAUCUUGGGAACAUCUGGAGUUGACAAAAAAGUUAAAUUAUGGCUGGCACCCCUGUUCAUCCAUCAUGAAUAAGUUGUAUGGUACGGCGAUAAUGGCUGGAAAAGCAUCAGUGUUGUUUCCUUCCCUAAGAAAUUCCGCGAUUUUGUAGUUUUACAUUGCUGCUGGUUCACCAUCUUACUGCUACUGCCCAACUUUGUCCAUGUUGUGUAAUUUCACAACCCUCUGUGGCUGAAACAUGAGAAAGUGAGAAUCGCAGUGCUUUUAGACCAGAUUACAAGAGAAUUAGUUUGUAUGGUUUAAAACUUUAAACUAAUUGCAUACGUGACAAAAUGGUAAUGUUGUUGUUUAAUAGAAUCUCACUCAAAUAUGUAAUGUCUCGUAUUGGAUGUGUAAAGCGUAAAUUUGAGUUGCAGUUACGGAAAAUCUGCUGGUUAAUUUAUGCUCAAGUCUUCUAUCUUCUGAA